UCCUAGGAGGACUGAGAACUCUGUGAUGAGACAUGACUUCCUGCCUAUUUCCAUUCUUCAGGGCUCUGAGAUGCUCCCCAGGCUAGUCAGUAGAGUCCCCAGAGAAACAGGCUUCACCAGGGACACCUUGGACCCUCUGGCCUGUCUAGUCUCUGUGUUACCUGGCUCUGGGACUCAGAAGAUCAGCUCACCUGCUGACCAGAAGUUGAUUGGGAUGAAGGAGCUUUCAGGAUUCAUCCUCAACUCACCAAAUCUGAAAACCCUGUCCCACACGCCAUCUGACCCGUCACGCGUCCGCACUCACUACCAGUCCAAGUUCUGUGACGUUCCAGCGCUGGAGAAGCUAAGAGAAGGCUGGACAAGGGGAAGCAUCCACAAGCACAGGACCAAUGGUUACACUGGUAGAGACACAGACAGGUUUAACCUCAGACACUGAGGGUCAAGGUACAGACAUCAGCUCGCCCAUUAAAUACCCAUAAUAUCAUUUCAACUGGCGAACAGAGUUGGUGUGUAACAUAUUCAUUGUAGAGAUGACAAUGACAUGGCUGCUGGUAUUUCCAUCCAAAUAAAAUGGUUGAUUUUUAUCCUUUCGGA
Messenger RNA from Oncorhynchus masou masou (cherry salmon), 594 nucleotides. Its product is annotated as stabilizer of axonemal microtubules 4-like. The transcript has 6 exons. Gene Ontology annotation, molecular function: phosphatase binding. The coding region runs from base 26 to 436 and encodes 136 amino acids. The record is from RefSeq and is a predicted model, not a curated record. NCBI's taxonomy places the organism in Eukaryota, Metazoa, Chordata, Actinopteri, Salmoniformes, Salmonidae.